This is a messenger RNA of Pyricularia pennisetigena, 1920 nucleotides long. RefSeq lists its product as uncharacterized. NCBI's taxonomy places the organism in Eukaryota, Fungi, Ascomycota, Sordariomycetes, Magnaporthales, Pyriculariaceae. Gene Ontology annotation, biological process: transmembrane transport. The record is from RefSeq and is a predicted model, not a curated record. The transcript has 4 exons. Gene Ontology annotation, molecular function: transmembrane transporter activity. The coding region runs from base 1 to 1920 and encodes 639 amino acids.
AUGGACUCGGAAAAGAAGUAUGACCUGCGGCGGCAGCAGCAGCAGCAGCAGACCGAAGCAUCAUCUCUGUCGGACAGGUCCGAAGUCGACGACAAAACCAUCGAGGUCAAGACAGGCCAGAAAAAGAUCAGUCACGCCCACAACUCCAGCCAAGGUUCAUCAAGCGGGGCCUCGGAGGAAUCACUCCCGGAGCUCUCCCGGUACACGACAACAGCGUCGCACAUCUCUUCGGCGGACCAGGAUGCAGAUGCCGACGAGGGGCUAGGCGGGUCCGUGGCGCGGGCCAGGACGGGCACCAGCUUCGGCAGCACGGCGUCGCGCAUGCCGGAGCACGAGGUGACGUUUGACGAUGGCGACGACCCGCGCGACUGGCCGCUCUGGUACCGCGGCUGGGUGAUCUUCUGCAUCGCCUUCUCGACGUGGGUCGUAGUCCUGUACAGCACCAGCUACACGGCCUCGAUCCCGGGCCUGAUGCUCGAGUUUGACGUCGCCAGCCAGACCCUCGCCACCCUCGGCGUCACCAGCUACCUCGUCGGCCUGGCCGUCGGGAGUGUGGUGCUGGCCCCGCUGAGUGAGCUGUACGGCCGCCGGCCCGUCUAUCUCGUCUGCUUGGUCUGCUUCACGGUGCUUGUUAUUCCGACAGCCGUGGCUAAUUCUCUUGAGGAGAUUAUAGUGGUGCGGUUUUUUGGAGCCGUCUUCGGCGCCGCCAUGAUCGCCAAUAGCCCCGGCACCGUCGUUGACAUAUCGACCGAGCAGUACCGGGCGCUGUGCAUGUCUCUCUUCUCCAUUGCUCCCUUCAACGGGCCCGCAACGGGCCCCCUAAUUGGCGGUUUUGUGUACCAGGCCUACGGCUGGCGGUGGGACAAUUGGCUGGUGCUGAUCCUGGGCGUCGUAGCUUCCGGGCUCAUGUUCACAGUCCGGGAGACUUACGCGCCCGCCAUACUCCGGGCCAAAGCGCAACGCAGGAGGAAGGAGACAGACGACGAUAGGUGGUGGUCCAGGUACGACGAGGCGGCAGAUUCCAAGGUUCGGCUGUUUAAGGAGAACAUGGCCAGGCCGUUUGUGUUGGCUGUGACGGAGCCUAUCUUGUGGUUUUUUAAUCUAUGGAUUUCCUUGAUCUACGGAAUUCUCUACCUCUGCUUCGUCGCCUACCCCAUCGUCUUCUCCCAGCACCGCGGCUGGGGCCCCGGCACAUCAGGCCUGGCCUUCCUCGGCAUGGGCGUCGGUGUGCUGCUGUCCAUCGCCGCAGAGCCGCUCCUCCGGCGGCUCAUCAACUCGCACCCCAAGGACCCCACGACGGGCCGCGUGGCGCCCGAGGCGUCGGCCAGCGCCAUGGUGAUGGGCGCCGUGCUGGCCGCGGUGGGCCAGCUCGUGUUCGCCUGGACCUGUCUGCCCGUCACCAUCCACUGGGCGGUGCCCAUCGCGGCGGGGAUCCCCUUCGGCGCCGGGAACACGCUCGUCUUCAUCUACGGCAGCAGCUACCUGGCCUCGGCCUACGGCAUCUACAGCGCCAGCGCCUUGGCCAGCAACGCAGUCGUCCGCUCGCUGUUUGGCGGCACGCUGCCCCUCGCCGGCGCCGCCAUGUACGCCGCGCUGUCGCCGCGCUGGGCCGGCAUGCUGCUGGGUCUGCUCGAGGUCAUCUUCAUACCCAUCCCCGUCGUGUUCUACAAGUACGGCGACCGGAUCAGGGCGCGCAGCCCUGUCAUCCGCCGCAUGAGGGAGGAGGAGGAGGAGAAUGAGGCGAAGCGGGCGAGGAGGCUGGCUAGGGCGCUGAGGAGGCAGGGGAGGGAGGCGGAGGCUGCUGCUGCUUUGGAGAGGAGUGUCAGUGGUGUUGGUGGCGGUGAUGUGGUUGAAAGUAUUACUACAGCAGCUGGAGAUGCUGAAAAGGGGAUUUCUCAAAGGGGCCAGGUGGCAGUAUAG